CAAAUAUCAUUGAUUUGAAUAUUACAUAUUGAAUUGCAGUAUUGAAUGUGUAGAUGUGAUGUAUAAUUCUUAACUUGGUAUUAAUUUUUAAAACUAUUAAAGCAACGAUAUUGUUAUGCAAACUGUAAGUGACCAGCUUUUAUAAAAUUUUAGUUUGGUUUACUAUUAAAUCCUCACUCUCUUGAUAAUAUGGCAUGAUUUGACAAAUGGGUGAGUUUAAGAGAACACAAUUUCUGAAAACCAAUUUUUCUAGAUAAUUUCAAUUAUUUAAAUAUUUUAUCUUGAUAAUUGAUCAUAUGUAUCAUUUAUAGUUAAUUAGUCUAAUAUAAAAUAACCGCAAUACAAGACAAAUCAUGAAAGUCGAGCUGAUGUUUUCAUGGAUGCAUUGAUGUGGUCAUGUGCAUUAGCAAGGUCGAUACCAGAAGAUAGGUUUAAUUUUUUUGUUGAGUGAAUAAGAUUGUACUUCAACUAAAUUUAGAGUAUGUUGGUUGAUAAAUAUUUUUUUCAUUGCAUAGAAUAUGGAUGGAAAAUGUUAUUUUCUUACUAAUUUUGUUAUUGUAUUGUGCAGAAUACUUUAAGGUUUAGAUACUAUUAUAUAUGUAUUGUUUCUCAAGCAUAAGAAAUAAAUAUUGAAUAAAGGUUAUGAUCACGAGUUUCCUAUUUAUGCUACGCUUUUUUAGACAAACUCUUUUUUUUGUUAUGUCAAUUUUCUUUUCAGAGUGACUACAUCAUUAAAUUGACAAGUUAUGAAUGGUUAUUCACGAGUGUUAUAACCAAGGUUGUUAUACCUCUACCGGGCGACUGGUUGGACUAGGUCCGACCAAGGUCGUGUUCCAAAACCGGCUCUACAAAAUCAAGUGUCUGAUCGUUAGAGAGAGAGAAGAAGAGAGAGGGAAGGGGGAGGGGGAGAGAGGCAAGAGGAUGGUGGGUGGUCUUGAAAUGAGUAUGUUUUCUUAUGGAAUUUGAGUUUUUAAUAGAUAUAAGUUAUUACAUUCCAUUUCAGUCACUAAAUUUCUAUCUUAUAUGUAAAUAGAUUUAGAAAAGGUGUAAAACGGCUCAAACACAUUGGACCUCUAUCAAACCAUUAAACUUCAAGUACCCUUAAGCAAAACACGACAUUAGAAACGAAAUGAUAAUUGGAGGACAUAUUUGCAGGUCCACAUAGCAAACGACCCUUUAGUUAAAUAGAGAACAUAAUGAUUAUGGAAUCAUCGAAACUUAACAUAAUAUAAUCAGAGAGAACAUAUAUCUCUAUUAAAAGUUGAAUACAGGUCGUAGUGUGACUCGCCGCAGCAGCGAACUGGAAUUGAUCAAAGCAGGAAAUACGGUGAAAUGCACAUUAUCAUGUUACUCGAUUUCAACCAAGCAUGAAACCAGCUGGCAUCGCCAUGGGUGGUUUAUCACUCAGCUAGGCUAGGUUUGUUACAUACAUCUGAGAAUGAGAUCAUUUUCAUUUCCUGGUGUUUGUUCCGUCUGGCUAUCUCUUACCUACAACACACAGCUUGUGUGCUCCCUUUUAAUGGAAGCCGUUUAAGAGGUUGCUGAAGAACCAGCCAGCUAGCACCGCCGUCUUCACUGAAACAGAAUCACCAUACCCUUAGUACAGAUGAUGAUGAUGAUGAUAGCUCAAGUUGCUUGCUUGCUAUAUAUACGUUUCAUAAGCCAAAUCAUAUAAUCACCAAUACAAUUGUGCCUCUCUCUCUGGAGAAAGAUUUUAUUCAGAAUCCUCUGUUGAAUUCAGUUCCCAUGGAUUCUCAAUCCAAUGCCAUCUUCUCUCUACUCACCACUACUACUAUCCUCCUCCUCCUCCUCCUUCCUUUCAAUCUUAAUUCAUCCCUAGCAUCCUCUUCUUCCGAGCAUUACAUCAUCUUCAUGGACUCUGCCGCAAUGCCAAAAGUCUUCUCAACCAAAUACCACUGGCACCUGGCCAUUCUAUCCUCCCUGACUGCCGGCGGCGGCACCCCUGCAUCCUCCAAGCUGAUUCACAGCUACUCCCACGUCAUCGACGGGUUUAGCUGUACCCUGACAAGCUCGGAGCUGGACGCCCUGCGGAAUUCCAAUGGGUACCUCUACUCCAUCAAGGACGUCCCGGUCAAGCCCUACACUACUCACUCCGUCGAGUUCCUGGGCCUCCGCGGCGGUGGUGGUUGCUCUGCCUCUGCAGCGUGGGAGGCGUCGAACUACGGCGAGGGCAUGAUCAUCGGGCUGAUCGACACCGGGGUGUGGCCCGAGAGCCGGAGCUUCUGCGACCACGGGAUGGGCCCUGUGCCGGCGAGAUGGAGGGGCAGAGCCCCAUCGUCGCCACGAAUAGCAAAUUUGAGCUUUUGCCGCCGCCAGCUUCGAUCAAUAAUUAAUCCCCUCUUGUAAUGAAACGGAGAGACAGAGUUGUUACUUGAUUAUUAUGUAAUGAUUAAAGAUCAAUAGCCUAAUGAUGAAUCGGACUCUAUAAACUAGAACAAGGUGU
This is a messenger RNA of Linum trigynum, 2464 nucleotides long. Lineage: Eukaryota; Viridiplantae; Streptophyta; Magnoliopsida; Malpighiales; Linaceae. The record is from the annotation of a GenBank genome assembly.